GGUACGUUAACAAAUCCUCGCGUCGCCUCCGAGACAAAUUCACCCCUUUCGACAUGCCAACGCGCUACCCGACACUGCGCCUCUCAAUCUGCCCAACUCCCCCACAAAUUGAACUGAACGCCACCUCGUACAACCUGACUGCAGAUGCACUUUUCGCGAUUAGGGAGGUAUCGACCGUCUCAUCGUUGCUGCCGUGUCUCCCGCACCUCCGAUCCCAUUAGUUCCCGUGGGCUAUCAUCCCAGCCCGGCCCCAUCUCGUGCAUCUCAUAUCUUGUAUCCGGGCUUGGAUUUCGAUAACUCGGUUCUCGUCGGUAUGGAUACGCUGGGGCUUUGGUGGUGUUGUAACCAUCUUGAGGCUCGUAAUAAGAAGUCGGGAUGUUGUUGACCGGUUCUUGGACAUCACUCUUCUCGUUAUUCUUCUUUCGGCGGAGAAGACUCCAGGUUCCCAGGGCUGCAAUAACUGCAGCGAGCGGGAUGCCAACUCCAAGUCUGACUUUGAGUGUAAGGGACUCGCCGAUACUGGGAGCUGGUUCAGCAGUGCUGGUACUCGAAGCUAAAGUACCGGAGGUCGUGGUAGCUGGGCUACUGGAGGUCGUCUCUGAGCUGGAUGAAGAUGUUGUUGUGGCAGCAGUUGUGCUGGCUGAAGUAGUCGAAGUUGGGGCGGAUUCGAGUAUAGUCCCGUUGGUGUCGAGAUAAUACACCCGCAAAGGGCUAUCGCAGCAACUACUCUCCCCAUCUCGACAGCAGUAUUUUCCCGUGCUCUCGUCACAAAUUUCUACCCGUGGAAAAACGCCAUCUGUCAAGCCUGUAUUUACAUUUGACUCCUCUGAUGAGAAGGUAUGGUUGUUAGUGAGAUGUAAUUGGUGUGGC
Molecule: messenger RNA, 870 nt
Organism: Colletotrichum godetiae
Lineage: Eukaryota; Fungi; Ascomycota; Sordariomycetes; Glomerellales; Glomerellaceae
Exons: 1
Coding region: 376-696 (106 amino acids)
Source: RefSeq, a predicted model, not a curated record